This is a messenger RNA of Lodderomyces orthopsilosis Co 90-125, 2856 nucleotides long. RefSeq names its product Cwh43p (gene CWH43). Lineage: Eukaryota; Fungi; Ascomycota; Pichiomycetes; Serinales; Debaryomycetaceae. Gene Ontology annotation, cellular component: endoplasmic reticulum. Bases 1 to 2856 code for a protein of 951 amino acids. Gene Ontology annotation, biological process: GPI anchor biosynthetic process; fungal-type cell wall organization. The transcript has a single exon. The record is from RefSeq and is a predicted model, not a curated record.
AUGUCAGAGAAGUUAAAUAGUCAAGUGACUCCACCUGUCAGUCAUAUUUCAUUCAAUGCAAAAUACAUAUCCUAUGCACACACAUUGUUUGCAAGUCUGUCGUUCCUUGCAGCAUUGGCCGUAGGAUGUUACUUGCAUUAUUAUAAAAUUGUCCAGAACGCCUCAUUUGGAUACCCUGACGAAUGGUUCCCCAGUGUUUCAGCAACUAUUGGUGAUAGAUACCCUGAGAGAUCAGUGUUUCAAAUUGUAAUUGCAAUGACUGCAGGUCCAAGAUUUUUGCUACUUGCAUUCAACUUUCUCAGCUUGUAUAAAGCUAAUUCAUACUUGCCCUAUGUUGCACUCACUUCUGGGGUUUUAAGAACAUUGACUGCAGGUGGCUGGAUGUACAUCACAUCAACCGAUGAUCAUGAUGCACAUGAUGUAUUUAUGAUUGGCUAUAUUGUUUUGACAAUACCGUGGGAUAUGUGUACAACUUUGUUAUCAGAAAAGGGCUCCUUUCAAAGAAAAGCUAGAUUUUACACGGGUAUCAGCUUCUUCGGUACAUUGGUUCCGUUGAUUUAUUGGUUCAUUCAGCAUAAAGUUCACGUACGACCUGGCGCUUACUCAGUAUAUGCUUAUUUCGAGUGGUCACUUAUCAUGUUGGAUAUUCUUUUCGAUGCUUGGUCAGCACUAGAUUAUAGGGACAUUGAUGUGUCCAUUUCAGGUGAAGGAUUGAAAUUGAUUUCGGGACAAAAAAAAAAGUCCGUUCAAGUGACCCAUACAAAAUAUGCUAAACCGGAAAAUGGGGAAGAGUUUUCUAACGUUGAAGUUGUCUCCAAUUUGAUAAAUUCGUACAUGUAUUGGACAGUUUUGACAUCUUUAUUUUUAUGUGUUUGGUAUUUCCCAUUGUGGUAUAUGGGUAUAUCCGGAUAUGAAGCAGUCGUUGUAUCUAUAUUUUUGUCCCCAUUGGUGUUGUUUCCACGAAGCUUGAGAGUUUAUCUUGCUCAGAAUCCACAAUUUACAAGAUCGUUGACAGUGAUUUGUGGAAUUGGUGCAUACAAAUUUGAAGACCCAGAACAAAAAUUAUUAGCCAUAACUGCAGGAACUGUGUUCGGUAUUAUAUCAAUCGUGAAUGAGUUUUGGGCAUUGUCAAAGUAUCCAAAAAAAUUGAGCUCUUUUAUUGCAACUAUAAUGUUGGGGCUUUUAGCUACAUCAACUUUCAAAUUCUUGUUUUAUUCAAACAAUCCCAUAUGGCCAAUUAUGCAUAAGGAAAAUGGUGGAUAUAAUCCAUUAGGAAUAUUCAUUGGAUUACUUGGAGCUUUCUUCACCCCCACAUUGCAAAAAGAUGUAUUAAUCAGUGCGAAGACUCCGGAGAAAGUUGGUGGAUCUCUUUUUCUAGGUGCAAUUGGAUUUGGUGGGUACUAUUUUGCGUUACAAGCGUUGUUGUCAGACUCUGGCACAUUGGCCCUUUGGACCUGGGAGGGGUUCCCAAUAAGAGGACCCACUCCAGUAACUGGUGCAUUUCCUCAUGUCUUGACAUUUGCGAUCGCUCUUCUCAUAACAUUAAAAGUGCAUCCAAAUGUUUUUAGUAGUUGGGGUUACAACAUCCUCGUUGGAGGAGGAAGUGCAUUUGCAUUUUACUUUUUAAAACAUUGGGUGGGAUAUGUUGGUACUUUGGUUUUCGUGUUCUACAUUGUUUCUAUUGGUCCACUUAUUUUGCAUUCAAUUACAGAUUACAAUCCAGCAGGUGUGUUUUUCCUUGGAUAUUUUUUAAACAUUGUAAUUUCAUUAGCCAGUGUUUGGAUUGUAGCAUAUGCAUUUGUUCCGGGUGGUCCGUUGUUGAGGGAAAGAACCGACAUUGUGUUGUCUACGGCUGUUCUUCUGAUUUUUGCUGGUGUUGCGAACUACAACUUGAGAAAGAGUGCAAUUUCAAAGAUCAAUUUCUACAGCAACAAAACUUUCAAACAAGUAUCAACAAUCAUCACCGUGCUACUAGCUUUGGCUUUGACUACAAGCAUCAAAAGAUGGCCUACUGGAUUGGGUAAGCCCUACCAUCCGGAGACAGAAACAUUUACCGCUGGAAUUUGGUGUGUUCAUUUCGGUUUGGAUAACGACAUGUGGUCAUCAGAAACAAGAAUGAGAGAUCUUAUAAAAGACGCUGAAUUAGACAUUAUUGGGCUUUUGGAAACAGACACUCAACGAUUAAUUGGUGGAAAUAGAGACUUUACGCAAAAGAUUGCUGAAGAUUUAGGAAUGUAUGUUGAUUAUGGUCCGGGCCCAAACAAACACACUUGGGGAGCAGCAUUAUUAUCUAAAUUCCCAAUCAUACAAUCAACACAUCAUCUUUUGCCUUCGCCCGUUGGUGAGUUAGCACCUGCUAUACAUGCGACAUUGGACAUUUAUGGCAACUUGGUUGAUGUUGUAGUUUUCCAUUCGGGUCAAGAAGAAGAUGUUGAGGAUCGUAGGCUACAGAGUUUGGGCAUUGAGGAAAUCAUGGCCAAUUCUGAAAGACCAUUAGUUUUGUUGAGUUAUUUGGUUACUGAUCCAUUAGUUGGCAAUUACCAUACCUAUGUAUCGGAAAAGUCAAGAAUGCAUGAUAUUGAUUCAACUGAUUGGGAUCGAUGGUGUGAAUAUAUUCUUUUCCGAGACUUGAGAAAGAUUGCGUAUGCAAGAAUUUCAAGGUCAACAAUUACCGAUACUGAAUUGCAAAUUGCUAAAUUUGGAUUCGGUGAAUUUGAAAAUCAUGAUUAUCAUUUUGUUAACGAGGAUGAAGUUGAUGAAAAUUUGAGAAUGCCACAAAUUUUUAGAGGUGAUGGAGUGAGAGGGCAUAGGUACCAUGUUUUCGAUGAACCGAGGUAUUUUGCUCCAGGAUUAUAG